AUGGUGGGGGUGGAGAGCUGUAAACAUACGGUGGUGGUGGGGACUUGUAGUCAACCUUUGGAGAUGGAGAGUAGUAUGGUGGGGGUGGGGAGCUGUAGACGUAUGGUGGUGGUGGGGACUUGUAGUAAACUUUUGGAGAUGGAGAGUAGUAUGGUGGAGGUGGAGAAUUGUAGACGUACGGUGGUGGGGGAGACUUGUAUUCAACCUUUGGCGAAGGAGAGAAGUAUGGUGGGGGUGGGGAACUGUAGACGUACGGUGGUGGGGGAGAUUUGUAGUCAACCUUUGGCGAAGGAGAGUAGUAUGGUGGGGGUGGGGAGUUGUAGACGUACGGUGGUGGUGGGGACUUGUAGUCAACCUUUGGAGAUGGAGAGUAGUACGGUGGGGGUGGAGAACUGUAGACAUAUGGUGGUGGUGGGGACUUGUACUCUAUCUUAGGAGAAGGAGAGUAGUAUGGUGGAGGUGGAGAAUUGUAGACGUACGGUGGUGGUGGAGACUUGUAUUCAACCUUUGGCGAAGGAGAAUAGUAUGGUGGGGGUGGGGAGCUGUAGACGUAUGGUGGUGGAGGAGACUUAUAGUCAACCUUCGGAGAAGGAGAAUAGUAUGGUGGAGGUGGGGAA
Molecule: messenger RNA, 617 nt
Organism: Arabidopsis thaliana (thale cress)
Lineage: Eukaryota; Viridiplantae; Streptophyta; Magnoliopsida; Brassicales; Brassicaceae
Product: gibberellin-regulated-like protein
Exons: 2
Coding region: 1-435 (144 amino acids)
Source: RefSeq, marked reviewed